Molecule: messenger RNA, 1185 nt
Organism: Aspergillus calidoustus
Lineage: Eukaryota; Fungi; Ascomycota; Eurotiomycetes; Eurotiales; Aspergillaceae
Source: the annotation of a GenBank genome assembly
AUGGCGGGACGAAUCGACAUCAACAAUGACAUCUACCGACUCUCCGCGUACCCCUUUGUGCUUGAACACGAGGGCGAUUUCGAGAAAGCCAUCAAGAUCCACGGGAAUGCCGUUGAGAUCCUCGACAUGACUGUUAACAAGUUCAAGAAAAUGAAAGUGCCUCGGGCAAACCGCAAGAUGUUUGAGAGGCAGCUCAUGGUGCAUCGCCAACGCCUUGCGUAUCUUCAGUCACUUCACGCCAAAGGGAGCUUUGAGGGCAUUGUCAAAGUGCCCACGAUCCGCGAUGCAAUGGCGGAUUUAGCGCGGGCAGACAAUGAUGAUGACCAAGGGCCUGGCACACUUUCUCAGGCUCGGAAAACCCUGUACAUCCAGCGCCAACGCACCAACGCCUCCGACGACCAAGCAAUUCCCACUACCACCACUACCACACAACUCCCACCCUUCGCACCAACGCUCCCACCAGGCGCCCCAACAGCUUACCGCAUAACCAUCGACUCCGAGUUCCACAACCUCAACGCGCGAGGGAUCUGGAUCUUCGCUAAGGACCUGAGUAACACCCACACUCUCUACGCGCUGCAGGCAAUCUGGCGGCAGGACACCCCCAUCAUCGAGGCCGUCCUGAAGCGGCCCGCCGAGCUGCUCCCGCAGCUUGGCGCGGUCGACGUGCAGCUGCGCCGCACGCGCGGGGGCAGCUUCCGCGUUGAGACGCGCACCCUCGUCCCGGAUAUUAGCGGGGCCGUCGUCGUCGAGGUGCCCGAUCGGGGCGAGCAUGUUCGCGAUUGGGCGCCGCGGCGGUUUGAAUAUGGGGGGAGGCAGUUUGUGUGGAAGGGCGGGGGUUCGAACGACAAGGCGGCGGAUGGGGGGCUGUUCAAGGCGUUUGCGUGGGAGUCGCUGUACGAGACGGCGCGGGUGUGGAGGAGGGAGGGGAGCAUGACGGGGAAGAUGGAGGAUGAGGUUGUCGGGGGGAGGUUGUGCUGGGGGGAUAAGGGAGGGGCGAAUAAAGUAGACCAUACGAUCUACAUGGCUGCUGGGUUGGAUGUGAAUUUUAGGGAGCAUUUGCUGGCCGUGCAGUUGGCGAGGCUGGUCCGGUGCAGUAAUCCGCCGAAUAAGGAUGUAAAGGGGGCAGAGGCGAUCCACGCGGGGACAGGAAUCCUGUCAAUCUUGAAUAUCGCUUCUAACGCUUGA